AUGGCGUCGGGCGGCGGUGCGAGGCUCAAGUACAGGAUCGUCAAAUGCACUUCCGAGGAGCCCGACUAUCCUGUUACAGAGCUGCUCUCCCAUUCGCAGCAGACGAAGGGAUGGCAGACAGCGCGCUUCUGCGAGUUUCCCCAGGAGGUCUGCCUCCAGUUCGACACCGCCGUCCAUCUUCGGCAGGUCCAGUUCCUCUCUCAUCAAAGCAAGAUUGCUACGAAGAUUGAGCUCUUCACUGGCAUGGCUCCGACCUCCGGCCCUGCAGCUGUCGAGGCUGUGCAGUUCAAGCGCCUGGGGUAUUUGUCCCUGGACAGCAACGAGCGCUCCCAGUUCCAGGCGCGAGAGCUGAAAAGUGUCUAUGUGGACGUGACGGCACAGUUCCUGAGAAUCCUCUUUCACAAGUGCCACAUCAACCGCUACAAUGCACUGAACCAGGUAGGGCUCAUCGCCCUCAGCUGCCUGGGGGAGGUUGUGACUCCGGCUGAGAUGCCCCAAGCCCAAGUUGCCAGCCUUGCCAGCCCUGCUGCCCAGAAAGCCAGUGCUGCGGUCCCGGCACCCCCGAAGGUGCCCGUGCCGGAUACCAAGCAGUCACCAGCGGUGGUACCGCCUGCUGCCGUGCCACAAGCGCCGCCACCUGAAGUGGAACCGCCACCACCGGUGACUCCAACUCCAAGACAGCAGCCCGCUGUUUCGAAGGUCGUGAGCGACUUGGCCGACCUGGACGAGGCCAAGUACGAUGCGAAGACUCUGGAACGGCUGAGGAAUUUGGUGUUGGAGAAGCAGCAGUGCGUGGAAACGGAGGACUAUGGAGGGGCCAAACGCUGCAAGGAUGCGAUCGCCAUGCUCAAGCAGAAAGGCCUGCAGAUCUGUGAGCUCGAGGAGCAGAAGCGAACUGCCGUGGAGAACGAGGAGUAUGACGCGGCCAAAUCUCUGAAAACAGAGAUUGACAGGCUGCGCGCAGAGUGUGAACGGGCUGGCGAGGAAAAGGACGAUCCGGUCGUGACCCCGCAGGUGACCACGGCCCCCGCUCAGCGCCGGUCGCCGCAGCCGCAGCAGCGAUCAGCGCCAUGCCAGGCGGCCACUGCCAGGACCUCGGCGGCAGCACAGGUGCCCCCGCCAGCCUCCGUGAGGGUGAGCCUCGAGAACUUUGAGGCGCCGUCCACAUCUGCAGCUCAACCCUCGCAAGGCCGGGGCAGUCGAAGUGGCUACCGAGCCGCUGUGGAGGAUGACGCCGAAACGGCUUCCUUCCCCGAUGAAAUACCGGCGACUCCCUCCGUUGGCAGCACUGCCAAGCCGUCUCCGUCAAACGCAGCAAAAGCAGGCGAUCGUGGUGCAGGCGACCGUGCCGCCGGUUUUCGUCCGGCGCCCAAUGGGACGCGUGCGAAUACCUCGGAAGAGUCCAUUCCGGCUGGGGUCCCGGGUGGCAAAAAGGAGUCAAAGCAUCCUCUUGGAGGCGUGCCGAACUUGGAGGACCUUGGGCAGCCGGAUCCUAUCCCGACGCACCUACAGGCGGAGGCGGAGCCGCUGUGCUCUGUCUUCGGGUCGUACAUCAUCCAAUGCGUGUUUUCGAAAUCCUGGAGUUUGCGAGAUGCAGCCCUGCAAAAGCUGGCGCUGCAGAUAACUCACACAGACAUUUUGAACAUGCAGGACACCGAUAGCUUGCUGAGCGCCUACGUUGCCAUCCUUGUUCGCACGAUACCGGAUAAGAACGUGCAGGUCUUCCACUCGAGCUCGCUGCUGCUCAAGGCGGUCUGCAGCGACCUCAUCGGCGGCGCGUCCUUCGGUCGGCCCCGCCAGGUUUCCCUGGAGCCUCUCCUGGUUCCCCUGGCAGAGCGGCUCGGCGAUGGGAACGCACGUGUGGAGAAGACAGCUCGGGAUGCCCACUGGGACAUUGCCAGAAGCGUCGGCGCAGCAUUCGCAGCCCAGCACCUACUGCGAGCUCCGAAGAAAAAGACAGUGCCACCACGGGUGUUCUCCUCGCGCCUGCAGCUCCUUGCUGCGCUGGUAUCUGAGUUCGGUGUCCAGCCGAAGAGCCGUGAUGGAAUUGCCUUGGAACCGGCCGCGCAGCUCGCGAUGGAGUGGUUCAGCAAUCCGGCAGCUGAAGUGCGGGAGAGCGCCGUCAAAUUGAUGGCGGCCUGCUACAGCCACGUCGGCCUUAGCCGCAUCGAGAUGUACCUUGCCCACCUCCGACAGGCGCAGAGAGAAGUCUUCGAUGCCGAGUUUCAGCGAGUGUCGCAUGCCAAGGCUCCAGCCCCUCCAUCUCGUCCAGCUCCGAUGUGCACGCCCGUGACCCUGACAAACGGCAAUCAUAGUGCCGAAGACGCUUCUGAUGCAGAGGAGUCUGAUGCAGAGAGCAUGGAAGAGUUCUUCUGCCAGUUCUGCGGCCGAGAGGAUCCCAACUUCACUCUGGCUGCAUUGGACAUCCACUACUGGCGGGAGUGUCCCAUGUUGACUGCCUGCAAACUGUGCGAGCAGGUGAUCGAGAUCUCGAGAAUGCACUGGCACUUAAUGGAGGAGUGUGAAGCUGGUGAAGCGGCGGUGGCGCAAGCUCGUCGCUUCAGUCCAGAGAGGUGCCCGCUUUGCUUCACCAGGGUCUGUCCCACGGGUUCUACUCCUGACGAGCGGGAUUGGCAGGAGCACCUGCUCGUGAUGGGCUGCCCUUCGAAUCCUCGUGGCCAAGUGCAUUGA
Symbiodinium sp. CCMP2592 is the source of this 2691-nucleotide messenger RNA. The record is from the annotation of a GenBank genome assembly. Lineage: Eukaryota; Dinophyceae; Suessiales; Symbiodiniaceae.